AUGGCGAAUUCGCGGUUGCUGCUCGUCUUCACUGCGCCCGCGAAGAGCGAGCUUCCUGUGGACUGGUGCGAUCACGAGCACCUGCCUGCGUAUGUCGCCGGUGCGGUGCCCAGCGUGCAGUCGUGCACCCGCUGGGCGGCGGCGGACAACAAGACCCCCGCCGUAAUCUCGCUGUACGACCUCCGCCUCUCAUCCUCUGCCUCAUCCUCCUCCUCCGGUCCGGCGUCGCCUUCGUCCCAACACUCGUCGUCUGAGGACGAAGAAGACUCCCAACCCUCGACACCGACAACUCCGGCAGCAUUCGGCGACGCGGACGAGAUCACGCUCGACUGGAAGUACGUCUCCCUCGUCGAGGUCGAGCUCGCACGCGGCACCGAGCGCGAGUUCCACCGCUGGUUCGACGAGGAGCACGUCCCGCUCCUCGCGCGCGUCCCCGGCUGGCGGCGGUCCCGCCGCUUCCGCCUCGAGGACGUCGUC
Epithele typhae is the source of this 477-nucleotide messenger RNA. RefSeq lists its product as uncharacterized. NCBI's taxonomy places the organism in Eukaryota, Fungi, Basidiomycota, Agaricomycetes, Polyporales, Epitheliaceae. The annotation marks the transcript as partial. The transcript is spliced from 2 exons. The record is from RefSeq and is a predicted model, not a curated record.